AUGAGCAGAACACAAUUCGAAGAAUUACUUGUACUAAUUGCACCAAAAAUUAAAAAGGAUUCAGUAAUUCGAGUACCAAUUGAACCUGCGCAACGUCUAUUACUUACAUUAAGAUACUUAGCAUCUGGAGACUCUAUGAUGUCGCUGAAAUAUCAAUACUAUAUUGCUCAACCAACAAUUUCAACAAUAGUUGCAGAAACUUGUAAUGCAUUAUGGACCAUUUUAAUGCCUACGGUACUUAAAGUACCUUUGUGUGAUGAUUGGAAAAGAAUUGCUGAAGCAUUUGAAAUAAAGUGUAACUUUCCACACUGUUUGGGUGCUAUAGAUGGAAAGCAUGUAGUUAUACAGGCACCACCAAACUCUGGUUCUACGUAUUACAAUUAUAAAAGUGCACAUAGCAUUGUAUUAAUGGCUAUUUGUGACAGUGAUUAUAAAUUUAUCUUAGUUGAUAUUGGUGCAGAGGGACGACAGAGUGAUGGAGGUAUAUGGUCGCGAUCUAUUAUGGGUCAUGCUUUUUCAAGAGGUGACAUGGAUAUACCACCUCCAAAUAGUGUCUCUGAAGAAUUAAUUCUUCUAUAU
This is a messenger RNA of Vollenhovia emeryi, 579 nucleotides long. RefSeq lists its product as uncharacterized. The record is from RefSeq and is a predicted model, not a curated record. The transcript has 3 exons. The annotation marks the transcript as partial. NCBI's taxonomy places the organism in Eukaryota, Metazoa, Arthropoda, Insecta, Hymenoptera, Formicidae.